Sander lucioperca (pikeperch) is the source of this 2899-nucleotide messenger RNA. RefSeq names its product matrix metallopeptidase 21 (gene mmp21). Gene Ontology annotation, molecular function: zinc ion binding; metalloendopeptidase activity. Gene Ontology annotation, biological process: extracellular matrix organization; collagen catabolic process; proteolysis. The transcript is spliced from 7 exons. Gene Ontology annotation, cellular component: extracellular matrix. The coding region runs from base 351 to 2426 and encodes 691 amino acids. NCBI's taxonomy places the organism in Eukaryota, Metazoa, Chordata, Actinopteri, Perciformes, Percidae. The record is from RefSeq and is a predicted model, not a curated record.
UGUGUGUGUGUGAGACUGUGUGUGUGUGUGUGUGUCCUAUUUAAAACAGGUGUCAGCAGAAGUCAUGGCUGGCCUAUUGUCCACAUGAAAGUGAAGGUUUCAACAUCUUUCCACAGGUCAACAGCAGUGCAUUUAAAACCAGUGGAGCGUGUAUAACACAUCCAUACAAUUCAGUCAAAUAGAGAAGUUGGAGAGAGUAAAGACAGGUUUACUUUUCACACAAAGCUGAAGAAAGUGGGAUACGUCCAUAUAGUUGCACCUGUAGAUGGGUGUGGAGAAACUCAGGAUCUGCCUAUAAAGCACUGUGGCUUCUUACUUGUGUAUAGUUACAUGAGUAAACCAAUGCCACGAUGCUGACUUUUAUCCAGCUGAUGAUUUUGCUUCUUUGGACGAGCGUUAGCUCAGCUGAUGCAGAGAAACUUUUCCACAAUCGGGAUCAUUCUGAUGUGCAGCCCUUUAAUUCUCACCAAGCUGAGGUUAUAACAGACAAGUACACAGCAGAGUUAUUUCUCUCUAGAUAUGGAUUCAUUAAGCCGGUGAACUGGGAGGAGAUCCAGUUUGAAGAUUCAGACGCCUCUUUUAAUGACGACUUCCUGGAUGAUCUUCAAGACACGAUCCAAGAAGGAACAUCAAUGCAUCACUCAAGGGAUGGUCCUCAGGAUGGGGAACAUGAUGACCACAACAGUGUAACUGAGAGCCAAGCAUUUAUUUCAGCACUUAAAGAGUUUCAGACAGUAUCAGGCCUGCCUGCCACAGGUGUGUUUGAUGAGGCCACCAAGGCGGCAAUGAACAAACCGAGGUGUGGAGUCCCUGACAAGGAGAUUAACCUGGACACCCCUGUAGCACCUGAGAACAGCAGUGCCUCAGAUACUGAAAACACUUUCAGUGACACUUUCAGUGAGACUGAUAGUAACAACACAAUCAGUGACUCUUCUUUUGGUACUGCUAACUCCUCUGAAGACGACAUAUUCAAUGUUAAUGACACAGAAAGUGUUUCCAAUGACACCAGCAUGAAUUACACAGACUUGAACUUAAUUGAUCACAUUUUAAACAACACUUCUCUAAACAGCUCACAUGAUAUCAAAAUGGACAGUCAAAUGGUAAAUAUCAGCGUGAACGCCCAUCAGAGCGAAGCAGUGCGACGCAGGAAACGUCACCUCGCCACUCUUGUGUCCAAAAGCAGGCACAAGAGAGAUUUGAGUGAAACAGGUUACAUGGCCUUUUCUAAGAAGAUGUUGAAAUGGAGGCUGAUAGGAGAAGGCUACAGCAGUCAGUUGUCCAUUGAAGACCAGAGGUACAUCUUCAGACUGGCCUUCAGGAUGUGGAGUGAAGUGUCUCCGCUGGAGUUUGCGGAGGAUACACGUUCCCCACUGGAGGAUGUUGAUAUCAGGUUAGGCUUUGGCACAGGAAGGCAUCUGGGUUGCAAUCAGAGAUUUGAUGGCACUGGUCAAGAAUUUGCCCACGCCUGGUUCCUGGGUGAUAUACACUUCGAUGACGACGAACAUUUUACUGCUCCCAAUGCUGGCAGUGGGAUCAGCCUUCUCAAAGUAGCAGUUCAUGAGAUCGGCCAUGUUUUGGGUCUCCCCCACUCAUACAGAGCUGGCUCGAUAAUGCAGCCCAGCUAUCUGCCCCAGGAGUCAGGCUUUGAAAUGGACUGGAUGGACAGGAAGGCCAUACAGCAGCUCUAUGGAGGAUGUAAAGGUCAAUUCAACACAGCAUUUGAUUGGAUUAGAAAGGAGAAGACACCCUAUGGGGAGGUGGUCAUCCGCUUUAACACCUAUUUCUUGCGAGACGGCUGGUACUGGCUGUAUGAGAACAGAAAUAACCGAACGCGCUAUGGAGAUCCAGUUGCACUGCAGGUUGGCUGGCGUGGAAUUCCCAUGGACGGAGUGGAUGCUUAUGUGCAUGUGUGGUCCAGAAAAAAAGAUGCUGUUUACUUCUUUAAAGGUGCUCAGUUCUGGAGGUAUGACAAUGAGAAUGAUCAGGUGUUCAGACAGGACCCUGAAGGCCACCGCUAUCCAAGGCUAAUCUCUGAGGGUUUCCCAGGGGUGUUCAGUCCCAUUGACACAGCCUUCUAUGACAGGAGGGACUCUCGCAUCUACUUCUUCAAAAACACUCUUGUGUAUGCAUUCGAUGUGGAAGCCAACAGCUUGGCAAGAGGCUUCCCCAAAAACAUCAGAGAUGUUUUCCCUCCAGUGGUGAGUGGUGACCAUCCAGAUGGCAACAUUGACGCUGCCUACUUCUCCUACACCCACAAUGCCAUCUUUCUACUCAAGGGCACCCGCUUUUGGCAGGUGGUGGGCAGCCGUGAUCGCUGGCGCCGGCCCUUUCUGCCACGAAAUGGCCUGCUGCCACACAAGGAGGUGGAUCAGCACUGGUUUGACAUCUGCAACGUUCAUCCCACUGCACUCAAGCUAACCCGCUGAGUUUGCUGAAGCAAAGAUCCAUUAAACCUUACUGAUGUGUACUGAUAUGGACUACUGAUAUUCACCUGUUGUGGUAUGUAUACAUGUUGUCAUAUGUGUGUAGACACCAAUUGUCUUCUCUUUUUUUAUAUUUAUCCAUAAUUCAAGAUCUUAGACAAAAACAACUGUUUUUCUUUUCUGUUGGCUCACUUUCAAUGAGGUGUUGUUAAUACAUCAGCUGCUCUGUCUGUCUCUCACAUAGAGGUGCCAAAUGCAUAUUGGCAUGAAAACUGUCCUAAAGGACCUUUUAUGAUUAAGAUAUUUAGAGCAUUACUGAAAAUAUACUUAUUUAUAGAAUGGUUACUUAUUCUUUAUACACCUUCAUAUUGAGAACUAUAGUGACUUCUCUUGUCGGAUAUAUUGGACCUAUAUAUUUUGAAGAAAGAUGCGUAAAAGUAUCUGUACUAUUAUGCAUGAAUAAAAAUGUAAAUGUA